Molecule: messenger RNA, 1610 nt
Organism: Pangasianodon hypophthalmus (striped catfish)
Lineage: Eukaryota; Metazoa; Chordata; Actinopteri; Siluriformes; Pangasiidae
Exons: 6
Coding region: 12-1082 (356 amino acids)
Biological process (GO): response to bacterium
Source: RefSeq, a predicted model, not a curated record
AUCAAGAGGACAUGCAGUACACAGACCUCAGACCCAAGAUGAUGGUGAUGUUGUGGAUUACAGUGAUGCUUUUUAAUAAAACUGAUUCUGCACAAAAGAACAUUGUCCACCAGCCGAAACUGGUGAUCACUGCUACUGCUGGUGAUAACGUGACUCUACAUUGCUUUCUGUUGGGAGAAGAAAACAUUGAUCCCAUGGUUUGGUACAAGCAAGCAGGAGGACACGAGCCUUCUCUAUUGGCCGUGAUACAGAAAGGUCAGGAUCCCAUUUACAAAGAUGAAUUAAAUUCUCCACGGUUCAGAAUCGAGAGAGGAAGCAAGAGCUGUCACUUGAGAAUAAUUAAUGUGAAACUGUCAGAUGAGGCCAUGUAUUACUGUGGCUUAGGUACAUUUUUACCAACAUUUGCAAAAGGAACUUUUUUGUCAGUGAAAGAUAAACCCGAGUUAAAAGUGUCAGUGUUGCAGAGCAGCGUGUUGGACUCGGUUCCUGCAGGAGCCUCAGUGACUCUGCAGUGCUCGGUUCUCUCUGAGAGCAGAGCAGCAGAUCUCCAAGUGCUCUGGUUCAGAGCUGCUCCACCACAAUCCCAUCCUCAAAUCAUUUACACUCAUCACAACAGCAGCCAUCAGUGUGAGAGCGGCUCUUCUACACACACCUGUGUGUACAACUUCUCCAAGAACAUCAGCCACAAUGAUACUGGCACUUACUACUGCGCUGUGGCCGUGUGUGGGAAGAUCAUUUUUGGGAACGGGACACGAGUACAACAGGAGAAUUGUGCAACAGCUUUUAAUCCUGUAGUGAUCUGUCUGGGAACAGCGUUGGUAAUGUGCGGGAUUCUGAUCUCUGCUCAAGCUGUUUUACUCUGUAAAAGCAAAAACUGUCAGCAAUACAGAGAGAGAUUUCAGCAUGGUGCUGUGACAAACACUGAGAAGACGAACGCUCAGAACCAGGAUGCUGUGGAGCUGAAUUACGCUGCCUUACAUUUUAAUGAAAAGAAAAGAGCGAGAGAAAAUCGAGGUCGAUCUCAAGGCAGUGUAUACUCUGAAGUGAAAUCUUCCACCAUUACUCACUUAAAUAGUCUUUAAUAUUAUUCUCUGAAAUUGUUAGUAUUUUUGAUCUGCUUUAAUGUUUCUGUUCACGAGCAGACUGUGGGGAAUCAUCUGAUUUUUUUUUUACUCAUUGAUAUUAAAUAGAAAGGUGGCUCUAUUGUUCUUUGGGGGGUAUUUAUUUAUUUUUCUGGCAUGGUUUGGCUCCACCCAUCUCCUUACAUGAAACUGUCACUGCAAAAAAGUACUUCUUCCAGAAACCCUUUAUCUUAUGAUGAAACAUUUCUAUCCUGAUGGGCGUGAUCUGUUCCAUGAUAACUCCGCCCCAUCCACACAGCACCUGUUUCUAGAUUUGAUUACUUGUAAUAUAAUCUUUUAAACUUUCAAAACACUUUCCUGUCAUAAACACCUUACUGAAAAGAAAUGUUUUCUGUAAUAAUCAUCUCACAGUGAGACAAUUUGCAUUAAAACUGUUUUUAAGAUGAGGAAAUGUCACACUGGUUCCAAGGAGGAUCUCAGCAAAGCUUUAUUCUUGUCAAUGUUCUUCUGUUUGCUUUCCAAAGCACA